CUUUUGGAAGAUGCAGCAACUCUGUUCAGGCUUACCUCACCAUUUCUGCUUGCUGUGAGUUUGUGUGGAGCGGAGGCCAAGAGGUAAAGAAGGGAAGGUGCGGGGUGUUAUAUGCUACAAAUGUGGAAAGGAUGUCUGGACUUGGCAGAUUACGUGUGGCUGUCAUUGGGGCAGGUGCAGCAGGACUGUGCGCUGCUCGGCAUAUUCUAUCCCGCCCCGAGGUUUUUGCGCCACCUGUCGUGUAUGAACUGAGCGACCAUGUUGGGGGUACCUGGGUGUAUGAAGAACAGGUGGGCAAAUAUAAGAAUGGCAUGCCAAUCUACAGCAGCAUGUACCGGGAUCUCAGAACUAAUAUUCCAAAAGAGGUGAUGUCAUUUCCUGAUUUUCCCUUUGAAAGCCACCUAUCCUCAUUUGUCCAUCACACAGAGGUCCGAAAGUAUUUGGAGAAAUACUGUGACCAUUUCAAAAUCAGGAAUCACAUCCAGUUUGAGACAACAGUGGAUGCUGUCAAACCAGUGAAGGUAGAAAAUGGAUGGCAUGGCUUGGCUUGGGAUGUCACCACCAGCAAUGCCAUUGAUCCCAGCACUGCAGUCAAGAGGCGCUUUGAUGCCGUCAUGGUGUGCAAUGGACACUUCUUUGACCCUUACAUUCCAUCAAUCCCUGGUCUGGAAAAGUUCACCGGAACUGUGAUGCACAGCCAUACCUAUCGCAGCGCUGAGCCUUUUGCUGGGAAGUCAGUGGUGCUGCUGGGAGCUGGCCUUUCUGGACUGGACAUCGCUCUGGAGCUGUCCAGUGUCAACGCAAAGGUGGUGUUAAGUCACGGCCAGAAGCCCCUGAAAGGCCCCCUUCCUCCUGGUGUGCAGCAGUCGCCCCCGGUGUCUAAAGUCCUUGAUGAUGGAACCCUGGAGUUCGGGGACGGGAAGCAAGCCCGGCCUGAUGUGUUUCUGUUCUGCACUGGGUACAAUUUCACCUUUCCAUUCCUGGACCAGCAAGUAGGCGUGAAGGUGAAGGAUCACCUGGUCAGCCCUCUCUAUAAGUUCCUGAUGCCCCCAGCGUUUCCAUCACUGUUCAUUGUGGGCAUCUGCAGAGCCAUCUGCCCCUUUCCACAUUUCCACAUCCAGACACAGUUCAUCAUGUCUGUGCUGGAUGGUUCUUUCACUCUCCCCUCACAAGAGGAGAUGGAGAAGGACAUAGAGCUUGAUGAAGCUGCUCGCCGCACCAGGGGCAUUGCCACACGACAUAUCUUGAAGCUUGAUUCAGAACAGUGGGCCUACAAUGAUGAGCUGGCUCGUCUUGGUGGGUUUAAGCAACUUCCACCAUACUGGAGCAACCUGUACGAGUCCAACAAGGUGUUCCGCUCCAAGGACAUGCUCAACUACAAGACCUACAACUACAGAGUGCUCAAUGAGAAGGAAUGGAUAGUGCAAGGCCCACAGGGGCAGUCUCUUCCCAAACCAUUACCAUAAAUAUUAUUGUGGCGAUAAGGAGACUAGCUCUUUACAUAAACUUAGAGUACUAUACGAAACCUGGAAAAAUCCAUUGACUUGUCAUAUUUAUUGACAGUGGGUUUUGAUAAUUAAUUCUGGUAUUACUGUAUUUAGGGAUGGGCAAAAAUACAUCAAAAUUGAUUU
Messenger RNA from Alosa sapidissima (American shad), 1631 nucleotides. Its product is annotated as flavin-containing monooxygenase FMO GS-OX-like 7. Gene Ontology annotation, molecular function: flavin adenine dinucleotide binding; N,N-dimethylaniline monooxygenase activity; NADP binding. NCBI's taxonomy places the organism in Eukaryota, Metazoa, Chordata, Actinopteri, Clupeiformes, Clupeidae. The transcript has 8 exons. The coding region runs from base 132 to 1466 and encodes 444 amino acids. The record is from RefSeq and is a predicted model, not a curated record.